Molecule: messenger RNA, 22956 nt
Organism: Porites lobata
Lineage: Eukaryota; Metazoa; Cnidaria; Anthozoa; Scleractinia; Poritidae
Source: the annotation of a GenBank genome assembly
AUGGUUCUUUCAAAUAUGGAAGUGCGAGCUUUCCAUUCAACGACGUUCAAGAUUCCUCGGAAAGAAAGGAGGCCAUCGGAAGGUAAGCAGUGUUUAAAUGUUGAAAUUGAAUCCUUAAUGUAUAACAACUUAGUUACAACGCGCACAGAAUGAAGAAAACCAUUUAUUCUAUAAAGUUAAAUGUUUUACUCUAGCGUCAUCAUUCCCAACACGGUGCCGCUGCGCUCAGCAAGUUAUAUUCUGGUUUAGUUAAUCAGUUUUACUUGAAGGAAUGUUUUGUUUUCUUUAUUCAAUUGCAACAGGCAUUUUAUCUCCGUAGCCAAAAAAAAUAGAUAAUGCCCCUAAGAAAAACGAAAACAAAAGAAUACUCGCGAGCAAAUUUUGACAAAUAGAAAAAGCGGCUUUUGUAACUAAUUUGUUUGUUUUCUUUGUUAUAUUUCUUGAGACUAUAGACAGUUAAACUCAACACAUGAAGAAUAAAUUUGAAUUAAAAAUGAAAAAUAAUGGUUAUGCCUGUUUAAGAUUAGUUCUUUCCUUUAGAAACUAAAACUCCAAUCGUAGAUUUUUGGUUCGUAGCGGUGAGCUGACGAAAACGUUUUGCCACGCAAUACAAGUGACAUCUGCCUCAAACAUCUAUUCCGUCGCUAAGUGACAAUGCAAGGCAGUCUUUUUGUGAUAAAAAUGUAAAUUAUUUUCUUCCGUGACUGAUUAUUUAAACAGGUCAAGACUACAAAUGUAUUAGAGCAUGUGUAGAAAUAUAUUAUGUGGAAAAGAAAAUGUUUUGUCUUUAUAAUCCAGUAAAACAUAAAACCAAAAUCACCAGGGGUAUUUGACAGUGUUUAUCAAGUUAAGUUUUCUCAGUAAUAUCUGUGGCGUUUUUGAAGACGGGAAGAAGCAUCAUAUUUAUGAACACCUGUUAACGUAGCCGCAGGGGAUGCUUUUAUUGGUUAAAAUUAUUGUUAGACAAGAGAGCUCGACUUUUACAAACACAACAGUGUUCUUUAUUGAAGAUUUGUCUUCAUGCCAGUCAAAGUGUCAACCAGCUGGAGUUUUUUUUUUCCAAAGUAACAAUUCCCUACCAAAAUAAAGACUGAUAGUGAUCUCUAGGAAACAUUGUGUAAAUGAGAGAAACUGGAGAGGUACGUGCCAUCCUCAACUCAACUCCUUCUGAAAAAAUUGUUCAAAAAUAUAAGCUUCAUAGAGUUUUUGUUUUGUUUUGUUUUUUUCAGAUCUUUUUGUAGAAUGAUAAUAGCUAUUGACUUUUAAGUUCACGAGUAAAUUCUUUCAUAACUUGCUAACCUGUAAAUUCGAUUCUGAGCUCCCUUUUGAAGUCUUACAAAUUUUGUGGCCUUAAUUUCUAUGUUCCACUAUGCUGAGUUUCGAAUUAUUUAAUGCCUUACAUCGCAGGAGUGUGAGAAAGGCCUAAUGUGUCUUCUUGUCGUAUUGUUUGAAACAAACAAGUUAAAAAGAAUAAAAUCUCGUAUUCCUAAAUUCCUAAUUCUUUAAAACAAGAUCCUUAAAAAAAAUAUUAAUUCGGACAGGCUCUAAUAUCAUUAUUAUUAUUAUUGUUAUUACUAUUAUUAUUAUUAGUAGUAGUAGUAGUAUUGCUAUUAGUGUUUUUAAUCUUUUUUAUGUCAUAAUUUAUCUGUCAGGCUUUGUCCUUAAGAGCUCGCUUGUUGUCCCUACAAAGUUAAUCUAUAUAUACUUGUGUUUUUACAGCUGUUCACUGUGACCAUAUUGAUCCAUUUAUAAAAUUGUCUGUGCGAAAAUAUCCUUCUACAAUCCUUCCAGGAUCGUGUCGACAUACCCCUAUCCUAUGGCUGAGCGUCACUUAAAUAGACCUUAUUCAUGCCAUCUUUGCACUAAGGCUUGAUUUCAAGGGCUGAUGAGAUAAAGGCAAUGUCACGUGGUAUUUCAGACGGCAAACACGUGGUAACAUUAUUUUGCCAGUACGAGUAAGCGCAGAUGAGUCUGUUUAUUCUCUCAAAAAGAUUCGAGGAUUUUAACCUCGCAAAAUGUGCAGUUUCGACAAGUUUUAAGUCAGUAUUGCUUUCUGUGAGAACAUCAACCGUUGCUACUGCAUCCAGAAACUGAAGAAACAACGAUCACUAUCUUCGUGAAAAGUUCUUCAUUUUCUGUUGGCUAAAGUAAACAAACUCGGGCGGGAUUUCUUGCAUUGUUGCUCGCACCCUGAGAAACAACGUGACAUUACUCUUAUCCCAUUAGUCCUUUAGCACGUGCAAAGAUGCCAGGUAUCGUGAAUGAGGUGUAUUGAUCCGAGUUUUUGCCGUCUUAGAUUGCCAGUACACUUUAUCAGGUGACUCCAGGGAAGCAAAAGACAUAGAAAACGCCGUUAAACGCCAAACAUGGGACUUAAACGACCUUGAUCGUGCUGUCAGUAUCUCGCAAAUCAAAAAGGUCGACAACCCGAACCUGGAGAGGGAAUACCACGAGAAAAAAGCUGAGCUACGACAUAAUGGCAGGUCCCUCAAAGAACUCUCUGAACAGCUAGCUUUUUGCGUUGAAACUGAAGAAAGCCGGGUAAAGGAGAUAUGCCGUUCGGGUUUGGAGUGCAGUGGAGUCGACCACACCCUUGGCGAUGGGGAUAUGGGGGUGACAGUGUGGAAAUGUCCUGAUUUGUGUCUAAAGGCCCUACAGUGGCCUUCUUCACGUUCAGCCUGCCUCAUAGUUUUUAAAGUAAGUAACGUGUGUUGUAUUGUAACUUUAUUGUUGUAUAAUAAUAUUAGAAUAACUGUAGCAUCUUGGGAGAUUUCCAAUAUGGAGAACAUGGUAAUUGGUUCUUGUAAGGGCUCACUGGGUGCUUUCUAUUCAGACCAAAAUUCCAAAAAAUUUCGAUUCGAAAUCCAACAGAACGGAACUUUUUUGUUUGGUUCGACCUAGCCUGCGCGCAGACGAAAUUAAACUCUGGUUAACUCCGUCUGCGAAACAGCGCCGAAGUCCUUGUUCUGGACUUCCAGCUGUGUACCCAGAUUUGAGUACGCGCCACGAUUGGCCAGUUAAAAAAGGCCUUUGUUUUGUUUGUCGUGAUCGCCAAUCAGGUUGAAGGGAAAUUCGAAACGCACUUCCGGUAAUUCGUUGAGUCCGUUGGGGGUUCAGAACAAGGCUCUCUGCGCUGCUUCGCAGACGGUACUAAUCAGAGUUUAUUUAUCGUCUGCACGCAGGCUAGGUUCGACGGGAAUAUUAAGGUGGUCCACUUUGGCGGGUUCGCUCGUUUCGUUCGAGUGUACCAAAAUGGCCCUUUUCAUUGGAUGAAAUUGUUGUCCCCUGUACAACUCUUCUGUAUCCUGCUCACAAGUACAAUAAACUAAACGCGCGGUGGCUUAGGUCGGGUCUUUGCAAUCGGAAUGUACCGAUAAUAACAAAAAUAAUAAUUUUAAUCUUUAAUGAGGGAGCCAGCUUCACUGACUAAGUUGUUUGCAGUGGGGUCCACUUAUAAGGCUAAACUAUUAAGCUAAAAAAAUAAUAAGUUAUUAGUAUGCAUAAUCAAAUGGUGACGAGUGAAAUUAGGCCGAUAGUUUCACGCGCGUUUUGUCCAAGUCCUUAUAAUUUAGGAUUUGGACAAAACGCAAGUGAAAUUAUUCCAUAAUUUCACGAGUAUACCAUUUGAUUACCUAUUAAUAUCCUGGAUGACGAAUUACGUUAGCAAUCUUCGAUUUUUGACAUGUUUAUCCUGGAUCGCGUCGAUCGAGAACUCCCCUCUCUCGAACGUUUAGAGCUCAAAUUUGGCUUAAGUUCAGAAUUUUUCGACAAAAUACCUGUUAGAAUCCUUCUUCAUGUGCUCCUCCGUAUGUUCAGGGUUUCUAAAGCGUCUUUUAAUGCCCCGGCAUCUUCAUUCAUGACAUUUUAAAACUUCGCCGCCAUCUUGACACUGAGACGGACGGAAGGUUGCCAUGGCAAUUUUGUAAUUUCGCAUGUGAAAAUGCAAAUUAUCGCUGAAAUUUCGCGCCAAAAUUAAGAACUAAUUCGUCACCUACGAUAUUAAUAUAAAUAUUAGCGCGUUAAAGGAUAUAUAUAUUACAACAUAAAAAAAAAAACACUGUAACACAGGAUAAAAGUAUGAGUACAAUGUAAAAUGUUCUACAGUAUGAAUCAAAAUUUAACUUUAGGUAAGCCUCGCUUAAACGCUGCUAAGGCGGGCGUUUGCCUUAAAGAAAGGUCCAAAGCGUUAGAAUUAUCUCCAGCAAAGUUUAAUUAAGUUCCAUUGGGGACGAGGAAUUUCUGAUUUUUUUUUUCUAUCCAGAAAUCAAUUCCGUUACUUAGUAGAUAGUUAUCUAUCCGGUGGCCAGCGUUACGGUUCUGUUUAUGAUCUAAAAGACGCCCUCUUUCAAAUAAAUGCCCCUUGUCUAACUAGUAAUAGUUGACACUGAAGCUGCCCCCGCUCUGUACGUUGUCGGUCAAUUGUAUCCUUGGUCACGUUUUUGUAGCUCUUUGAAAUGUACCGAUUCAGAUCAAAGAUUUUCACACAUACUACAUACAAUGGGUGAGAUAUUAAAAAUUAGGAAACGCAAGAUUUCAUGCACUGAUUCAGGUCGAUUUACGCAACUUUAAGCAUAAGACUCUCGGCGUUUCGAGAAUUUUUUCGCUCUCGCGUUCUAGUCAUUUUUUUAUAUACUAAAACGGCAUUAAAAGCAAUUCUUUGCUUUAUAGAGGGACAUCUGUGAAAAUGGAAUAUACAUCAGCACAGAAUUUUUAAACAGCAUUUAAUUGUUGGCGAAUUUUCGUAAUCGUGUACCUUACGAGCAGAGUUUACAUUUUCGCGGUGCCAGCUGCCGUGCGAAAAGGACCACUACGCACUUUACUCACAUUACGAUAAUGUAGCCUCUACUCGAAGGGUAUAGUAAUCUUCCAUCCUUCUGCUGAUAAGCUAGCUUGAUCCACUCGUUCGCUUAUGAAAACUUGCUUGCUUUUAGUUUUUAUUUGACGCCCCUUUCUUAUAAACUCCCCUCGUCUGAUAGGUAUCCCGCAUGCCAGUUCUAAAUACUAAAGACUAAAAAAAAAAAAAACAAAGUGGAGCGAAAUCAUUCAAGAUUUAUUUAGUUUCUCGCUUGAUCAUCAAGUGUUUGCAUAUCGCAUCUUAUUCAAUGUCAAGUUUGAAGUACGGGUUCUGACAUCGAAGUUGUGAUGAUGGACUGGAUAGUCCUCGUUUUGUAAACUGUGGGUUAAAUAUAUUCAAAGCAUCAGAAUCCCCUCACUUUUGCACGCCUCCUGUUUUGGACUCCUGAAAUAAAAUAUAAGAAACACCUUUAAAACACCUGCGGUCUUGCAAGGAAAGGAGGUACUCUUCACGAGUCCUUAGCUUCGAGAAAAACUGCGUUAUAGACUACUAAUCGGAGGCCGGCAGAGGUCUGCUAGCCUGGGACAGGUUCCACAGUGGGGGAAAAAAGGCAAAAAACGGGAUCAAAUCCAGGCUAGAGGUCUGCUGUCUUUCCUCUCCUUCUUCCUUUUGCCCGUGAGAGACCUCUGUCAGCGUGGGUAGGAGACUAACGAAGAAACUUUCAGCUUAAAACUGUGGGCAAUUUGCUUUUUUCAUCUCCUUUAUUGUUUCAUAGAAGCUGCUUCUUUUUUUCUGUAGGUUGUUAAAGGUCGUGUAAAGUCUGUAAUGCCCAGACUGUCUUCUGACGCACCUCACCUCGAGCCGACCCCGAACCACGACUGUCAUAUAUGUAGAAAUACGACCAGCUCCUCCGUUACGGACUUCACUACUCUCUUAAGGAAUACUCAGGUACUUGUAGGGAAUGACUAAUACAUCAACUUCUGCCGCAUUAAUGGGCUUAAGUUUAGAAAACCCGGUCAACCACGAUCAAUUAAGUGGUCACCUCGUUAAUUCCCGAGGGUGACCGCCUAACAGAGGUGUGGGGGACUGUAGACCUUGGAAAUGGCUUUAUAGUGGCGCGCAACUUGUUUUUCUCUUUAACUUGCGCACGAUCUUCCAGGAAACUUCACCGGAAAUGGACGUCAAAAACUGUCAGUAUUAUUGUAAAAAACAAAUUUUCCAUGGUCUGUACUGGAACUGGUAAGUGGUUCCACCACAAAUUGAUGGAAAAUGUAAGCGCUGUAAUGAUUGUUUUACCCAGUUUAGGGGUCAGUUUAUAGUAGGCCACGUGAAUCAAUUAGGAAUUCAUGAUUUGCUUGAUUUCACUAAUUCAUCCCUGAUUCGUUUUUACCCAGUUUAGGGGUCAGUUUAGCGUACGCCACGUGAAUCAAUUAGGAAUUCAUGAUUUGCUUGAUUUCACUAAUUUACACCUGAUUCGUUAACUUACCUAUUUUCUUCAAAUAAAUACUAACUCGUUCGCAGAUAGCCUGCGAGGUACGAAAAAAGAAUCAGUUCACGCGUAAUCGGUUUUGCUUUGUUCCUUUACAAAUAAGUUAGCUUCAAAUAGAUAUAAAUAAAUGAAUUCGUACGGUGAAGAGCGAACCAGUUAAUGUGAAACUUGUUUUUGUUUGGUUUCUUCCUUUGUCAGUGAGUUGCCUUCAGUUUACCCUAAAUUGACCUUACUGGUUAGCAACGGUGGCAUAGACUGUUAAACAUGGCAACGACCAUUUAGGAAAGGGAAACAGGAUUCGCCUACAUGUGACAAAUUGACACGCAAGCAAAACAACACUGAACUUUGCACGUGCAGCAUGCUUUCUUGUACAUUUCUUUGCCAUCGUUGGCCCCAAUAGGACGUGAAAAUACCAAAUUUUACGCUUUGUGGAGGACGGGCAACACAAGACAGUCAGGACAGUGACAUUCUUCUUUUCCUGUACUUCGAUAUAGUCCUUUAGAAUUCAAAUCCAAGCAAAUUCCAUAAAAUUCACCAACAGUUCGUGAACUGAACGAGAUGGAAUAAGCGCGAUAAAGUUUGAAGCAGCGUGAAUUCACUUUUUAAGCGAUGUUUUCAUAGCCGUCGCUGUCGUUGUUAAACUCCCUAAUGUAAACGUGACGCUUUUUUCAAAACGUGAUGACAGCCGUGAAAAACGUGCAUAACAGAAUGACAGAGAAAUAACAAAUCGAUGACAGCUUACUAUGGUCUAUUAACUUUGACCGCAGAAAUGACGUCAAAAUGUUUUUUUCAACAUGGACGCCAUCAGGAAAUUGAGUAAUUGACAUUUUCAGUGGGCAAAAACCUUGUACCAGAAUAAUUUAAAGAAUAUUGCAUUCUUAGUUUACAUUUUUCAAGGGCUAAAGAUGUAAUAAAUUAUCUGUAGUACCACCAAAACAAAAUAAAUUUCUCAUGGAAGUCCGAGAAAAUAAAUGUCAAAUUUCACAAGAAUUGUGCUUACAUAGGUAAAAUUUUGAAAAUUUCAUGUGUAAGAUGUAACUUUGUGAAAUUUGGCAUUCAUUUUUCGGGCUCCCAUAAGAAAUUUUUUUUUGGUGUUACUACAAAUGAUUUAUUACAUCUUUAGACCUUAAAAAAUGUAAGAAAGAAUGCAAUAUGCUUUAAAUUAUUCUUGCACAAAAUUUUUGUCCACUGAAAAUCAAAAUUACUCAGUGUUCUGAUGACCGGGUGUGCUCCGCGUACCUAACAUCAAAGUUCGUAAAAAGAUCAGCCGUCUCGACAAGGACAAGCAGGAACUCUGAAAUGUUCAGCAAUCCACACCACUUUUCCGCACUGCUAGUGGCCAACGGUCCUUGGAAAAUAGAGCGACGUCAUUAUGGAAUGAUUUUCAACCAGCACUCAAGCUUAGCAAAUUAGUGACUAGUAAAAGCGUCAACUUAGGCGACUUCUUCUGGACGUCUCCCUCAGUGGUUAGUUAAUUAUUUCAAUUCUCUGUUGACAUCGUCCUAAAAAAAAGCAACAAAAAAAACUCUACAUCUGAACUUUUGCAACGUCAUCGUUGUUCCUUUUCUUAUUCUUUUUCCUGAUUGUUCGCUUACUCGCAAAGACCACGUGAAAUCUAGUAAUCUUUAAACCUGUAGAAGUUAAUCUGAAGUCUCUCUGUCAUUGACCGUUAGUAGCUCUUAAUUUUCCUCACUGCCAGUGUGGUUGGUUGAUAUGACAGUAAUAAAGCGGUCUAUUUUUUUCAGUUUGCGACGAAAAGGAAGAGUGACUGUAAACAUUGCGUGAAUAUUAAAAAGAUUAUUGAAUUAAAGGCUGCAACGUUUAGAAGUCUCACCUGUAUACUCUUCCACGCGGGUUGUAACUUUCAUCAUCACUAUUUUCUUCGGGUCCUCGUCGAGUCUUGUCUUGAUCGUCGCGAUGGCGUCUGGUCACUCUUUUACGUUUUCUCGGGUUCCUUUUUGACGUUCUUGCCGCUGAAUUAUUGGUUCUUCUUUCCUGCAUUAUACAGCCGAAAGCGAAAAUAAAGAUAAAAACCAUAAAGGCCAACCAUAAAUCGACCGAAAACAUUUCCUCAGCUUCCUUGUUUUCGAUGAAAUGGAGCUCAGUCACUUAUCAGCUCAUAAAGAAACUUUGGCUAGGCUGGCAUCAGCGGCGUAGACAAGAAAAGCCAACUCAUUUGUCAUAAGUAAGGCAGCUAAUGUGGGUGGUUCUCGGGAGCCUUUGGCGUGGCCCGUUAUGACGGUAUGCAUGUUGUUACUGUUAACAACCACCAUUGACGUAAACGACCCUUCAUCUUAAAUCCGCUACAAAAGUUUUUUUUUAAGACGACGUGGUAAACUAUUUAAUCAUUAGAUGAAAUUAGUAAUUGGUUGUUUCUUUUUACAUUUUUAAAGUGAAUUUUUACACUCAGAUGCUGUUUAGUUAUGUGCCGACGAUAUUUUGUCUGAGGAUAGAGUACCGAGGUGAUGACGUUAUAAAAAUGAAAUUUGUGGAAUUAUGGGAUUUGUUAAGACAUUCUGAAAGAACAACGUCCAAGACGCCUAAUUGCCAAAAAUUAGCAAUUCGGGGCAAAUUGUCUCUAAGAUAUAAGCCCAGUUAUGUUGUCACGAUUCCAUACAAAUCCUUCUAAAUUUGGCUUGGUUCAAAAGAUUAGGAACCAGGUAAGAUUUAGAAGGAUUUGUAUGGAGUCAUCAGGGCAUAACUGGGCUAAUAUCUCAGAGAAAAUCUGCCCCAAAUUGCUAAUUUUUGGCGAGUAGGCGUCUUGGACGUUGUUCUUUCAGAAUAUCUUAACAAAUCCCAUAAUUUCACAAAUUUCAUUUUCUAUGACGUCACACUUCGGUACUCUGUUUGUAACCUUUUUUCACAACUGAGUUGAUCUUUGGCGGUUUUUUAGAGGAAUGAAAUAACCAUGUUUUAACAGUCAAAACAAUACAGAUUAUAAACGCACGUAGAAUAGUCGGAAGGAAUAAAUGGUCACUCUUUUAAUACAAGAAGAUUCAUAGCGCUUUCUCUGUGCGCUUUUUGUCCUUUAAUAGCCAGAGCAGUGCAAAAAAGAUUUCAACACGCUCGUCUUUAAGAAACAGCUCUGUGUUGCAUGCAUGUUACUCUUCGUGGAAGUCAAGUAGCUAAUAUCGGGUAAAAAGUCACGAAUGAAGUCAAAAUAAUAUUGACCGUUGAAUUUUCCUUAUGACGAUCAUCUUUUUAAUUUAGUUUCUGUCGAUUAGCGCCUUUGUAAGAGCUUCUAAUUGUGUUUGAGGCUAGCCAUUUUAAAAUUUCUGGUUUGCUUGUUCCUGAUGCGUAAACAAGAGGUGCUGAACAUGCUUUUAUCCAACAUCCACACUGUCUUUAAUAAUUCAAAGCAACGAAUAGCUAAGGCAGUGUGGAGUUCAGCUGUACUGCGGCCGUGGAUAAAAGCAACAUUGUAGUGCUUACAUUACAUUCCCCAUCUAAACGACGAUGUGAAAAAUAAAACGCUACAGGUGAUCUCCGCGAAUAAAUUAUCAUUUCUUCAUCAGUCUAAUUCCAGUAAUACAGUUAUCUUUUAUGCGAGGCACUUGUUAUUGCAUUAUGGAUUCGUUGUAGUGAAGAAGUUAAAUUUUCUGAAAUACUAUUUUGCAGCUUAGUCCUUCUGAUAAAAUUCCUGGGUGAUGUCAUCCUUUGGUCUAGUCAGCCAUCAUUCGUAAACAACUACGUGAUGGCUAUAAAUCUACCUUCACAUGAUCCUAGAAGAAUAAAAUGCGGUAUAACUUUAUAUUUGUCAACAGUAAUGCUUCGUUAUGAAAAACAAGUUCGGAUGUAAUCAUCUUUCUUUUUCUUGUUAUUUUAAGUCUUAAAAUUGCCGGAGAAAUCGUGCAAAGAUGAACCUCGUGGGUGUCAACAGAUCUCAGUGUUAUUAACUGUUAUUAAUUUAUUAUUUAUAAAGGGAACGGUAUCAAUUAUCAUUGAUAACUUCAAGAAAUGGAAAAUUAACGGCAGCAACAUUACGAAGUCUCACCGGAAUAUUGUGCCACGAGGAUUAUAAGGUUCCUGCCGGCUGGUCGUCAUUUUCGUCAGGUCCUCGUCGAGUCCUGUGCUGAUGCGGGUCUUGGCAGGGCCUCUGUCGUGUCGCUCUUUUUCACCCCUUCCUCUUCUUUUUUGUGUUCUUUGCUGUUGAGGUAUUGUUUCUUCUUCUCAGCAACAAGAAGACCAAAGGAAAAAUGAAGAUUAAGGCCAAGAUGACGAACUGUACAUCAGAAAACGCUAUUCAGUACCGUUAUUUUGUUCUUGAGUUUCGCAAACUGAUUCACUUAUAAUAACUGUUCCUUAUCAUACAGGAAUUUCCGACCUAUGUUUAACCACAAUGCAGUCAACUGUAUUUGCCAUGCAGACUGGAAUUACGAAUAUGAACAACCAAUCCCGGACCAAUACUGAAGCCACAAAUACCUUACUCCGAUCACGCAAUAUCUAGGAUUUUUAUUCUUUAGUCUAGCCCAAAGUAAAAAUUGAGAUAGAGAUGGAGAAUGAUAAUUCUGCCUUUCAAUGACUGGCAUAUGUGCGGCCAGUAUAUUGUUUUCUCUAUCUACAACCCUGGUCAAAACUCUUGGGACACUAACGCAAUAGCUUGUCAAAUUGAGGCAUCUUCCCUCCCCCCUUCCCCCUCGGUGCCAUGUUGGCGUUAUGCAUUCAAGUUUUAAUUCAACACAAUCAACACUGCUUGGGGGAGAGGGGGAGAGCAGAAAUAGCCCCUUAUAACAACAUCUCCAAGCCUUUUUAAGAGGUAGAAUACGAGUUAAUUUAGCAAAGUGCGUCUUUGUGCCUAAUUUCCUCAAGCGUCCCAAGACGUUUUGACCAGGGUUGUAGGUCUCGAUUGACAAGUCCGGCUGCAUGUAGACUAGAAGUGCAUUGGUUUUUGAAACAAAAGAUUCCUUUGUUUCACUCGUUACAAAUUUAACUAACAAAAACAAUGUUUGCAUGCAGUGAAGUCUCCCUACGCGUACUGCAUUGUAGCAGUCCAAAAAAGAUCAAGAGUUAUACGGCUUUAGCAAAAAAGCUGUCCGUUGGAUUAAGUUACUGUAAGGCAAUGAAUGGUGUUAAAAGGAGUUGAAUGUACGUUAAAAAUUAUGGAAAGGGCUAGGGUCACCUGUUAUUGAUGUAUUAGUUAAGAAAGGCAGUUUGCUAGUUUAUGUACGUAAAUUUUUUGGAAUUUUGGCGAGUCGGUAUGGUAGUGUAGUGAUUAGGGAGAGAGAUUAGGAUAACCAAGUGUCCGGGUUCGGCAGUACAGAAAUUGUGUAAGUGUCUUUCAGCGAUCGUUUACGAAAAUUUCUUUAGGACUGUAUCGUCUUCGUAAAGCGUCGAAGUCGUCCAGUAGACGUGCUGACCUGUUAUUUCACUCAUAAAUAGUUUUCGUUUUUUCUCUCGUUGCAGUCGUUAUCCUCGGUACCAGCUGAUGUUCCGGGCGAGCGUGCAGCGGCAUGCUUUGGGGUGUUGACCGAAGGCUGAAAUAGUUAUUGGCAAAAACGGUCGUGGUGGAUGCUUAAGGUCCCUUAUGAAAAAAAAUUAUUUACUCGUAGCAUUUCAUUUCAUAACGUGUUUGUUCUCUAACUUACUGAUACCAUCACCCCGGCGCUACAUCUAGUGCGCUCACCCGUAACAAGCAUCUUGAUCGUGACAAACGUCUACACACAGACACUUUCAUGAUGCUCAGUCAGUUGAACCGAAGCUAAAGAUGCUUGAAUUCGUACAGUGCCCAUCUCUUCAAUUCAGAUGCCUUAAUUAUUAAAACAGACAUGUAACGCUGUCAAGUAGAUUUGACUAUAGGACCCCAUGUUUCAGGCUUAAGAACAGUUCCUCAGUUCGCGACCAUCCUGAAGACUCCAUAUAGAACGGACAUUUAAUUAGAAGGCACUUACCAAACGUCAGUCAUACAAUCUCUCUUCUAUAAUAUAAACAUUUCUGCAAAGCGAACACUUAGCUGUGCACCUUUGGUGUAUGAUUACCAGCAAUCUUUGCCUUUUUGUCGGUCACCUAUUUUGAAAUGUUUCCUUGCAGUAUUAUCUCUAUGAAUACAACGAUGAGGGUCUUCCAUCUUUGCGGCCGCGCCACUGUCUUCCCUUUGCGGUCAUACACUUAAAGAGAAACGAGUUAUCAAGCCCGCAUAGUCCAAAAUUGAGAUCGCUCAUGUCUGUAGAGAAACCAGUUAGCCCAGGGAAGGAACAUCCAAAACACACGGAGGUACAGUUGUAACGAACCUAGUUGUUUUUAGAGGCGAGGUGUGGUAUUGUCACCUUGGUUAUAUAAUGUCUACACAAUGCCGGAUAACUCUUCGUGCCGACAUGAAAGGAUGGAGGGAUUUUCGUAUGACCUUGACAUGAAAACGCGUAAACAAAACAGAAAAACACAAACGAACGAAAAAAGAGCGAUUUGAAUGGUUUAUCGAACGGAUACAAACGCGCGUGGCUUUUGGUUGGUUAAGCGAACGCUCAGACGAGAAAAAUCUUCAUGCCCGAAGAACUUUCUAGAAAUCAAUCGAUACUUCGCUUUGACGUCAUACCGCAACACGAUUGGCCAAUUAAUCAAUGCCUCCUCCUUAUUACGAUUUUCUCUGACGGGAAAGUGAAGAGGCUAUUUUUUUAUCUUUUCAUCUAUGGGCUGAUAAAACAAAUAACGAACACCUACCGAAACCAUAAUCAAGGUCAUACGAAAAUCUCUCCAUCAGGUGAAGUAUGAACGGAAACUGCACAAAACUGAAACAAGUUGUUCACACACUUCAAACAUCGUAUACCGGAGCGGUUGGCUGACAGCUUUGUGCACUAAAUCCCAAUGCUCACUUUUGAAUAUUUAAAUCCGUCUCUGUGGGUACCAGUUCUCCCUCUUAAUCAUUUAUUUCCGCAAUUGUCCAAAAAUAGUGAUUAGGGUUUGCACUCCAAACGGUUAGCUUCUAUUAAAAACUUGAAGAGACUUACCUUUUUAUGAACGUGAAUCAUCAUCUCGACGAUGAGUGGCAGAAACCUAUCCGAUAUGUGACGAUCCACUUUCAUGGUCAGCGCGGCGCAGCUACACUCCGUUAUAGAAGUCGCGCCGAAAUGACCGUUCUUAGGUGUAAACAGGAACCCUAUCCGGUAUGGUUUUAGUGUCGUCUCAAGUGAAACAAUGAUUGUAAAAAGCAGGUGUUUUAUCUAAUGCACUUUUUAAUCCUAACAGGAAUGCAAGUCUAUGACAUUUAGCGAUGAAGCCGGUAUUCUGGCCUGGAGGGGAUUGGUGAUGAGUGGCGAUAAGAGCCUGGGUCGGGUGUCUCUUUUGGCGGGGCAUAAGCUGGGAUUCAACUUUAUGUGAGCAAUUUUUAUGGCCUUCUAGCCGAGAGAUGGUAUUAGGGUAUUAGGAACAGUUCAUUUCAAAAAAAUUGAAAAAGUAUUAUCCAGCAAAGAUAUUUUACCUGUAAUAGUAAAGUGCGUCGCCUAUAUUUUUGCCUCCGAUGCGUCGGUGACAUAUUUCCUUUAUUGCCAUAUGUAUAAAGUGUGGAGCAAGCUGUCUCAGUUUAUCGUGAGAUAUGUAAUACAAUUUCCGUUGUACGUUUUUGCUUCCUAACUUUCAAGUCAAAUUGUAUAGUCGACUCUCUCUUAACUGACACCUCGGUAAAACGGACACCUAAACUAAGUUGGUCCCUGCCUUAUUUACACACUUAGUGCCGGUCCUAAAGGUCUCCGUCUUAAGAGCGUUGAAUGAAUUUUAAUUGAUUUUUUUUUUUCACUGGCUUGAAAAAGUAUUUCCAGGCCAAAGGUAUCCAGCUAGGUUUUGAAAGCAUACCAAUCACUGCACUGAAGCACACGUACAAGGGCGAAACAGCUGUCCAUGGCUGCCACUGCCCGGGUGAUAUGGUUGUGCGCAUGCGUAAGGUACUGGCCAUACCGCGGAGUUGGUACGUGUGCUUCAGUGCAGUAAUUGGUAUUGUUUCGAAAGCAUAACCUUCACGUUAUACUAAUAACCAUCCCUGUACUUUAAAACCUUCGCCUUCUUUUGUGCUUACCUGUCAAAACGUUUAUAGCCUGGCCCUCUUGUUUCAGGAAAUCCUAUUUAGAUGUGUCAAGAAAAAUCCCCCUCACACAGCUUGCAAAAAUUUUACCCGGAGACAUUAUGUGCGCCUGGAACUUUCCUUGUAAGUCUUUGGCUGGUUUUGCUUUUCUCUUAGAAAAUAUUAAGCGGUUUUGAUUUUUAGACAAUACAAGUUAUAACUAUUGCAAUUACUGUAGGUACCUUACCAGGGGUGUACGAGAACGACAUGCAAUCGAAAGUCGUGUGCUUGAGUCAGAGAUGUCAACUCAUGUGAUGAGACCACCAACCAUAGCAGCGCCAUAGCUCGCAUAGUUGUACUGCUAUGUUGUUCGCUACACGCAUAAUUAACCCGUUACCUAGGUUACCUUUCACUCCGCGUCUCUUGUUGUUUCUCUGUCAGUUUUAGUUGACUGUCUAGCGUUGUGUAAUAAACGUGUUUGUUCGGAGUUCCGACUCAACUUACUGGCACAGCGAAAACAGCAACAGGAAAGAGUGAGAACUGGUUAGACAUUUUCUUACAUUUGAACGAACGUAGCAGGCAUUUAUUUCACCACUAGGUCUAGUAAGUGGUACAAUUUAGAGACGUCAAUUAACGUUAUCUAGCUUGUUAAUCUCGCGGGGACAAAGUGGUGUUGGUUGAGCUACGAAAAUUUAAAUACCGUAUGCUGUAUGACUUUCCUUUCCACAGUAAUAUUCAGAGGCCACACGUUGAGUCUUUGCACAAUGAAACCGGCCCAGGGACAAACCUCUGAAUCCUUUACAAGCUUCACCAGAGGCCUCGUUCGUAAAGCUAAAUCUGUAAGUUCUAAAUUAAGAAGAAAAUUUCAAGAAGUAGCUUUCACAAAGCACAAAAGCACCUUUGAUAGUUUAUUUUUGUGUUGAAAUUAUUUGUUACCAAGUGUCGUUAUCAGCGCUUAGAUUAACGCGCAUUAUCUUUUUACAGGCUGGUGUACUAUGUAUCGACCCCUGUACUACAAUGUUUCUUGUUCCAUCCUGCAAGCUGGCUGUUUAUCUUGGUGAGUGUAUUCUCUGUGAGGGUAGCCUUAUCUUUUCUUUAAGAAAUCAUAUACGAAACAGUAAAAGAAAGAAAACUAUGCAAGAAUGAAGACCAGUUUCCGCGACGUGAGAGUCGAAAAAACUCAUAAUGAACGCAUAACAAAACAAUAGCAGCAACUAGUGAUAGGAAUCAUGAGCACUUAUCCGUUAGGAUCUCCUCUCCCUGUGGCGUCAACAGUCGAGAAUUAACAUUCGUGGAACACCUUAUCAAAAACUGAAACUACUUUACGAUGGUCUAUCCGAGUAAAAGUGAAUCUUUGUUGAUGAGUUUAUCAGCUUGCAACGAAUGCAUUUUCAUGUCCUGUUGCUAUUAAAUAGUUUAUCCCUUUUCAGAGCAAGUUGUCCUAGUGUGUGUUACAUUUUACCUUUUCUUGAAUACACGUAUUGAAUGUCAUUUUCAGGAUUUUGUGAAACUGAGAGUCCUCCUAGGGUGUUCUGCAUCAUCUGUCGUCGUCAAACUACUGCGCUGUCACCAAGAUCCGUGUGGCCGCUUACUAGUCCUUUCAGCCCACCUUUCAACAACCGCGCAGCCUACCAUUCAAACACUGGCACGAGUGCGGGUUACGAAUCAACAGUCAUCGAGCCAUCCUUGUUAGAUUUGAAAACCAAGCAUAAGGCAAAGAUUGUUGUGUCGCCAACAGAGAAAUCCCAACGACUGAGUCCCAAACGCCCAAGUCCACGUCAAGGUGUAAAACGGUCGCUGUCCUUCUCUGACAGUUCUCCAAAAGAUGCAACGAAGCCUUUACAGAGAACUGCUAGGAGUGCGAGCUCGCCCGAAAGACUCCGUUUACAAGAUGACUCAGCGAGGCCUAGGAUCCAGUCUGAUAUUUCUCGUGACAGCGAGGUGCGCAAAAGCAAUUUCAUAGCUAGUGAUUCGCAGGUGAUAGGAUGUGGUCUACGUGAGGUAAAAAGCUUAAACCCGGACUACGUGGAAGAUGGUAAAAAUUCUCUAGAAGUAUCGACUUCAGAACUUGAGGAAGGGUUCAAAACAGCUGCGGAUACUCAAGAAACGUUAUCACCAGAGCUAACGCGUUUGGUUACGUUAGGAAAACAAAAGGACACCGCAAAUUGCAGUCACUCUGAUUCCAAAUCAGAGCAACCUCUUGUGAAAGAUACAAAUGCUAAUACUUCACCCAAUGUCCUGUCCGUUUCCUUUGGUUCGAUGUGUAGUAGGGAACGUCAUCAAACAGGAGAAUUGUUGGAAACGACAUCAAUUGUUGCAGAUGAGUGUCCAAACGAUCCCUGCUUGUCUAAUGAAACUGGCUCACGCACCUUAACGAAUACCGCAUCACCACCCGAUAUUUCUCAGCUCGAUGCCAUUUGGGACUUGCAAGACAAUUUACAAACAGUUGAUAUGGAAAUCUCAGAGUCGUUGCCCAGUUCAAUUACUGUAGGCCAAGCCUACUCUUUCUCCACUCUACACGCCUUCAGUGGAGUGUCGACAGCAGAAGCUUCGCUUGAGAAGGUCGUGCGCGGUAAGACAAUUCUUCCGAGGUCGUCGACUACAGAAUCUGUCCAAAACAUGCCUGUUGCAGCGACUGCAACGCGACUGCUUUGUGAAGCUGCUGGAGAUUCUACCACGAAGCCAACCAAUCAGAACAAUUUUAUUGCACAUACAGUCUCGCCCGCUAACGAUCAACUGGUUGUACUGUGCGAUACAAAGUCUCCUGACACUGAUAGUACUAACCAUGGUGAUGGCGUCGAGCUUAGCCGUGAACCUGAAUCACAUGAUAUUGUUAUGUGUGUCGAUAUGUCCAUAUCAACAGACGACGAAUCGGAAGUGUUUGAUAAAAACGAUGGAUCGGAAACGUUAGAUAGAAACUUGAUUUGUGAGAAUCACAAUGGGCAGAGUGCAAUGUUAACAAACUCUCAGCUACUUCAAAAUUCCAGUAAGAAGAAUUCGGAUUGGUCGAAAUCUCUGAGCAUUGAUGAGGGUGCGCGCUCUCGCGAACAAAGCGUUACUUCAAUGUACAAAGGAGCUGAAGCGGGCGGAAGCGACUCGGAGAUGUCUUUGGACUGUGCUGAAGGCAAUUCUCUAAGUUUUGAUCGACCCUAUUCAUUCAAAAGCUCACCGGAUACUGUCGAAAAGCAGUCCAAACCAAGAAACUCUGUAUUAUCAGGAUCGGCAGCGAACAUCCUGAUACAAGAAAAUUGUUCUUUAGAUGAGAACACCAGCCUCUCUACAUCCUGUGCACAGUCCUGUAGCAAAGUUUUGGAGUCUUCUUUGUCACCUCGAAAGUUGCCUAAGUUGUGCAUAGAACGGUUGAAAGCACUUCAAGGCGCUUUGAAAACGGCAACAGGUCUAAACGCGAACCAGCCUGACAAAAAUACGUGUUCGCCGUGCAAGUUAGUCAUUCAUCCGCAAAAUACAAAAGAACCAGAACCAGAUAAAGAUUGUGUGGAACGUUUUGAUAGUAUGGGAGUUUCCGUAACGGAACACGGAAGUGAAGGCACAAAACCGCCGAUGUUUGGCCUUUCUGCUGUUGAAACCCAAGAUUCUGUUACACCUACAAAGUCACAACCCUGCGAGGGAGGGGUAAUAGAAAUGUCACUCAUAGAGGACUGGGGCUUCGUACCAGGCUCUUCUAGUUGUAAUGAAACACACCUCACAGAUGAGGCAUUCGGCUUUUUGGACAUGGAGGAAGAAGAAUAUGAAAUAGAUUCAAUCGAAGGAGAUCCAGUUGUUGAGCCAUUUGAAACUGGGCCUUAUAUUGAUGAAUGUGAUAUACCAGAGCCAGAAGUUGUGGUGUGUUCUCCAUCAGAACCGAUGGAGACAUUCACGUUUAGAUUUCCGGGAAUACCUGUUGUUGAUGAAGACGAGAACGGUAUCAGCGAAACAACUGAGGACAAAACGCAUCUUGUCGAGGAGAGCUUAGUGGUACCAGAGUUCUGUACGGAAGUAGUCGUUUCAUCAUUGGAAAAUUUCGUGUCCGAAGUGGACUUACCUGAAGAAUCCAGAUUAGAAAACGAGUCAGAAAUUCCUGAAUCUGUUGUUGUUGUUGAAGGGGAUAAAGUUGAUGGUAUAGUGUGUGUUUCGCACUCUUCUCAAAACUUAGCUAACGGAUGUUUAAGUAAGCUGCCAAAGAAAGAUGUCUUUUUUAGCGGGGACGUGAAGGAACUGGAGAACACAGGUUCGAAGCAACAAUGCUCCGAACGGUUGGAGGAAUGUGAAAAAGUGUGCUUAGGUCCUUUGUUCAAGAGAGAUGAGCAGCAGAUAGUAGAAGUAGCAAAGGCGGAAAGGCCAGUUGGUCAGCCUGUUAUUUUGAAGGGGUCUCAGAUGAUGGAAUCUACGAAAGAUAGGGACGUGCCUAUUCAUCUGAAUUUAGACAGAGAGCCAUGUGAAAUUACCACACAAAAGCGACCAGCUGCGACUCUCGAGGACGUGCUACAAGUUCAAAUGGAUGAUGUCAUCGUCGGCGGUUCAGAGGUAGAAUUACCUGCGCGUGAAAGAAAGGGAGGGUGCUAUGAAGUUUCUUUACCGAACGUCCAAGAAACAGAAAAAGGUAGUGGUUGUGAUGGAUUGUUAUCGGAAAUACAAGUGAAGCGAAACGGCACUGACGACGAGAGAGAAGGAGCAGUUACCUCAGAGGAAAAGGAGGAGGUGGAUAACAGAUGUUCUGUUAUGACAUUACCAGAAACGCGUUAUCCUGGUUAUAGAAUUGAAGAAGACAAACAAGAUUGCUUAGUUAAGGAAAAAGAGAUUACAAGCCGUGACAUAGCGAUAGGUGAUGAGUCAGAAGCAAUGCAUUUGUCAACUUCUUCACCCCGUUUGUUACAAGCGGAGACGAAUUUGACACAUAAUAAAACCGUUAAAGGAAAAUCGGAAAGAUUGAAAAAUACCGAGAAACUGCUCGGGAAAGCAGAAGAGGAAGGGAGAGACAUCAAUCAUGAAACGGAGUCAAGAAAUGAAACGGAAAAAGAAAGCUGUCCAGAUAACUUGUCAUCAAAAGAGAGGGAGGAGGAGAUAAAAUUUACAAGCUCGUCACAAAACCUGGUGGAGAAGACAAAAUGCUCAUACGUCUUUUUAAACUGUCAUAUAGUUGAAAACUCUGAAGAACUGGAACCUGUUAAGGAUAUGACGAAGUCUCCAGUACAGUCAAUGAGAAAAAGUAACUUCGGAAAUGUUGAGUCAAAAAGUAUUUCCUCCGCCACAAUCACUCAGGGGACUGUCAAGUCACUUGAUCGAAGUGGAACGACUGGAAUGGGAAAUAACGAAACAAAUGAAACAUUUUUGAGGGAACAUUUAAAACAGGAACCACUCGAAUCAACAGGAAAGAAUCUAAUGUGGUCAAAACCUAAAAAUAAAACCAGGAAAAAAGAACGAAAGGUUAAUAACUCUUUUUCAGUAGUGCCCUCUCCUAGAGAGUCCAAAGUGGAAACUGCGAAGGAUGACAUAAGCUCCAGUAAGCUGGCUGAAAAAACUUCAAAAACGGAAGAGGUUAAGAAACCCAGUGAACGCACAAUGAAAAGUGCAGUCGUUUCUGACACAGUCGAUGCAAAUGUAAAAUGCAAGGACACUGAGAAGGGCGAUAAGUUGUGUACCAAUAUCGUUAAGUCAUCUGGAACGCCCUCUGUUAUUUCACCGCCGCCUUCUUCAAAUAGAAAGUCCGGUGCUCAAGCCUCGCAAGUUAAAAGUAAAGUUUGUCACCAAGGCGUUCAUUGUCAGGACGCUCAAAACAAGAUUGAACCCAAAAGUGCAGUCGUUUCUGACAAAGUCGAGGCAAAUGUAAAAUGCAAGGAGACUGAGAAGGGCGAUAAGUUGGGUACGAAUAUCGUUAAGUCAGCAGGAACGCCCUCUGUUAUUUUACCGCCACCGUCUUCAAAUAGAAAGUCCGAUGCUCAGGCCUCGCAAGUUAAAAGUAAAGUUUGUCACCAAGGCGUUCAUUAUCAGGACACUCAAAACAAGAUUGAACCCAAAAGUGCAGUCGUUUCUGACAAAGUCGAGGCAAAUGUAAAAUGCAAGGAGACUGAGAAGGGCGAUAAGUUGGGUACGAAUAUCGUUAAGUCAGCAGGAGCGCCCUCUGUUAUUUCACCGCCGCCGUCUUCAAAUAGAAAGUCCGAUGCUCAAGCCUCGCAAGUUAAAAGUAAAGUUUGUCACCAAGGCGUUUAUUAUCAGGACACUCAAAACAAGAGUGAACCUUUGAUAGCCAUGCAGUGGGAUAACAUAAUACGAAGUAUGAAACGAAAGUGUACAGAGAAGGGAUACAUCUUGGCAAAGCAACCCAAAUUGAUGCCAACCCACAAUGAAGCGGUAGAAAAUAGAGGCACACUGAAAAACUUGACUCCUCCACCUCCAUUGGUCUCCUUGGAUCUGGAAAUGAAUCGAAGUCAACAAGUACAUGGAAUGCCGCGUGCGAUGUUGUGCGAGUCGAACAUACGAGAUCCUCGCAUACACCGCCCUUAUCCAAGACGACCUCAGUUUGAGUACAUGUCGCCUACGGUGCACUAUUAUAACGAGAGAAAAUAUUUUAAAGCAAAUACCGAACACCAUUCAUAUCCUUGUUGGGUUUCUCCUCUACCUACACCGUUUCCUGUUAAUAACAGAGGAACGGAGAUACCACCAAAGCCUUGGUGGUAUCAGCAAAGAGGCGUAAUGCCACAUGAUCACAGAGCAAACCGACAGCAGUUUGACCCGGUGUACCCGAUACAUGGAAACUGUGGGGUCCCUGUGCCUCAACAUGGUAACCCUGCGUUUCCGCCGAAACCUGGUCUCCUACCUAACCCCUGGAAACGUGGUCUCCUACCAGACCCUUGGCACCCGCGUAGUAACCCAUGUUACACGCCGCAUCCUGUUGUUACGCCAAGAUAAAUGAUUUUUAGUGAGAUAUAGGCUUGUGGUGCGAUUCGGGAAUGGGAGGGGGCGGGGUGCUUUAGAAAGACAAUCAAUCAUGCAAAAGAAAAGAUAAGAAGUGACUCUGAUUAUCCCCGAACUUAAACUAAUUUAAUGGAAAUUUGCACGGUCCAUUUUCCUUCGCCGACAAUUCAUUUUUCUUUUAAAAAAUUAUAGACAAAUUUACCAAAAAAUCUGAUCCAAAAAUCGCCUAUUUUCGCUGUAAAGUCCAUCGCGCUGCAUUUUCCAAUAAAUAUGAAGUACUUCUCUUGUACCGAUAGUUAGCUUAGGCAAAAGGAGGGCAGAAAGAAGAGGACGGCAAAACGUGUGUGUGUUACAAACGUGACAGGGUUAUUACUUGGGUGUUUUGUCGUGAUCUCGAAAGUCCCGGUAACUUUCGGGCCCGAAAACACACAUUCAAAUCGAAAUGUAAAGAACAAGAGCGUGGGUCCUGGCUAGCGUGCUACUCCGUUUCGUUUCAUUAACUGAUAGUUUUAUCUAUUAGAUACAAAGCUAUUGAAACCUCUAUCUUCCAUGUAAACCACAACAGCUUUACGGGCCCGUUAAUUAUCGGGACUUUCGAGAAACGUGUCCCUGGUCUUUCACCGAAGGAUCUGUUUUAGGGGAGUUGAAGUUUGGCGGAAAUUGUUUUUCAAGCAUGACAUUUUCUCGCUUGGCUUGUCACACAAGGUUUGCCGUUGCCUUUGCCGUCCUAUUGCGUGACUUCACUAUUGUUUCAUACUGAACUGAGAAUCAAGCCUUUCAUACGGGUCACUGAAGAGGAGAUUUAAAAAGACGAAGAGGGUCGAGAAGGAGAGAGGGGAAACGGGGUGCCAUGGAGCUCUGACGACGACGUUGUUUAAUUAGCUAACGAAACAAUGUCCUGCCUUAGCCCUGAAAACAAUGGCAGGUGUCUUUUCAGAAGACAACGACGAUAGAACCAGAAUAGAAGUUUCUUAUUCGUGCCUCCGGACGAUAAAUGGCCUAUCCUAUCCUCGCUUUCUUAUCCUUUCGCUCCUCUUUCUCCCUAGAAAAGCCAGAUUCUCAGUUUAAUUCAUAGAAAAGAACGUUCAUGACAAUUAGGGCGGCGAAACUUCAAUGAAAAGGCACGAGUAUCCCAACUCGUCCUCUUUGUCAAAUGUAGGCGAGCUCUCCCGGAGUUGAAUUUUUUAGAAAAACUAUCCAAGUUCAAAGAGAGAAAGACAAAAUUCGUCAUUCUUUUCACGUUACAAAGUGUGCUGAGCGUGUAAAAGUUAUUGUUUUGCUAACCUAAACCUAUUGCGUUUUUGACGUUCUGGUUGCCUUCGUGUCAUGUUAAACUCCCUAAUUCUGAUAACCGAACAAAUUUAUUACUACUAUACAAAAGGCAGUACCUGGACGUUUUAAAGCGAAAAUAGACGAUAAUGGAAAGUAAGGUUUUGAUACUCUACCUCUAAAAUCACUUGAAAAGCCAUUUGGUUGUAGCCGUGUGAAGUUUUCCGUUCUGACUGUAAGGGAAAGGAAACGAAGACAGCGGAAGAAGAGAUUGAGAUUUUAUUAAUGACAUAUUUAAUAAUUAAUUGGGUUAAUAUAUAUAAUUGUAAUGCUUAUCAUUCGCUCAUGUCGAGUAUGGUUUCAGCUAUAACCGAUUUUCGCAAACACGUUAUUUGCAUCGGAGGUUAAGAAUUUAUAUUUAUGUAAAAUAACGAGAAGAGUUUUAUAAGAGUUUAUUCCUCAGAAAUCUGUAUACUAAGCUUCGCUUGCGAAAUAAAAUGGUUC